Homalodisca vitripennis (glassy-winged sharpshooter) is the source of this 1901-nucleotide messenger RNA. Its product is annotated as pickpocket protein 19-like. Gene Ontology annotation, cellular component: membrane. The record is from RefSeq and is a predicted model, not a curated record. NCBI's taxonomy places the organism in Eukaryota, Metazoa, Arthropoda, Insecta, Hemiptera, Cicadellidae. Gene Ontology annotation, molecular function: ligand-gated sodium channel activity. Bases 1 to 1797 code for a protein of 598 amino acids. Gene Ontology annotation, biological process: sodium ion transmembrane transport. The transcript is spliced from 10 exons.
AUGGAGUUUCCUGAGAGCAAGAAUGAGGAUGUUGUGCAAGUGAUCAAGGAUGUCGGGAAAGGUUUGGAUAUGGAUAUAACUGACUCGAUGAUAGAUGCCUGUCAUCGACUGGGGAGACGAUCUGAACCUGGAAGUCCACCACCUGGUAUAAUAGUGAAGUUUGUUAGACGUCUAGACAAGGAGGAAACUUCUGAAGAAACGUCGUGUGAAAUCCAACUUCUCGACCAGACACAUGAACUUGACAAUGGAUCAGCCUGUGUACCUGAACGAGUCCCUUUCACCUACAAGGCGGAGACUGUUCGCGGAGGCGAGGAAGGCAAAGAAGGACAAAGGAUACAGGUUCCUGUGGGUCCGCAACGGGAAGAUCCUCAUGCGCAAAGAAGAGAAGAGUCCAGUGAUUCAGGUGACCUAAUAUUUUGGGGAUGUCUGUUUGCUGUGACCUCUCUACUGGUCAGUGGCUACACCUGCUACCUCGCCCAUCUCGUGUCGCGUAGCAGCGUGGAAGUGAUAGUGGACAACCCUAGCUACUCCCUGGAGAACAUUGACUUCCCUGCAGUAACUGUAUGUCCCAACUCUAAGCUGAUGAGGAGCAGAGUGCAUAAUCUUCUAGCAAAGAAGACAAUGACUGUUGAGGACUUUGAGAAGUUUGAGAACACGUUGAUUGCUCUGGACCUAAUGAAUUAUCCAUUUUAUCAUCUUCCACAGUACUUUAUAGAGGUUCUGAACCAUUCUGCUUAUACUAUACCGACUAUGGAUAUAUAUAAUGUCAUGUUGAAGGUAAGGCCACAUUUGUCAGACAUUAUCGAGAAUUGCAAAUGGCGCGGCCGCCCCAUCAGAUGUAAGCUGUUGUUUCGCAUACAAGUGACAGAGGAGGGAUUUUGCUUCUCGUUCAACAGCAAAACUGCAGAAAGGACUUUGAAUUAUGUUCCCACAGUACCCCCUGUGGAGUUACCGGAUGGAUCACUUGAGUGCUUGAGAAAUAAUGCAGCAGGCAGGGGCAGUGGUCUUUCAUUUGAGUUGAAAUCAAUUGAACACGAAGCUCUAAAGAAGAGUAAGAAGGACAAAGGUUAUUCAAUUAUGGUCCACGAUCCCAGCUCUUAUCCCGAGAUUCCACACAAGAUGAAUGUGUUUUGGAAAAACUGGACUCACUCUCGUAUCAGUGUGCUGCCCACCACCGUGAAAUCCGAUGCAAAUCUCAAGCACAUCAUGACUCCUUACAGGGGUUGCCAGAUGGACAGUGAUAUUAGUAUUAACACAUGUUUCUUCAAGUGUCGCCAGGAUGAGAUCUUGAGAAGAUGUGGCUGCUUACCUUACUACACGAAAGAGAAUAGAGAUAAAGAGACUUGUGGUCUUCAACAUCUUGAUUGUCUGGCGUCCAUUAACAUUCAGUUGAGGAACCCAAUAGCAGCUGAAGAAGAAUACGCAGGAAUAAGUUACCCUGAUUGGAGUGUACCCCUGACGAUGUGGUGUGAAUGUAUCAGUCCAUGCUCGUACACCACCUACGAGACGGAUAUCACUGAAGUUCCAGCCGAAGAGAUGAAUGGUCAUAUCGGCAGUUCAAGGCCCCUGUGUUUGGUUGAAGUUAUCUACAAACGUCCUUUUGCAACAAGUUACAUCAAAAAGGCUCAGUUUAGUGCAGAAGAUUUUUUAGUGGAUGUGGGUGGAGUGGCAAGCCUGUUCCUGGGCUGCAGUAUUCUCACACUUGUUGAAAUUGUCAUAUUCGUGGGUAAGCUCUCUUACAAGACUUAUGUUGUUCUCUUUGUCAAGAAUACACUAGUUCAUCCGUUUUUGGAAUAGUCAUUUAAUAAUAGACUGAUGUUCAAUAUUAGUGUAGCAUGUAAUGAAUGUAUUGGAAUAUGUAAUAGGUUUCAAAAAUAUAUUAAAUGAAUUGGCACAUUAAA